Aspergillus ochraceoroseus IBT 24754 is the source of this 1348-nucleotide messenger RNA. RefSeq names its product O-methyltransferase. The transcript has 3 exons. Gene Ontology annotation, molecular function: O-methyltransferase activity. NCBI's taxonomy places the organism in Eukaryota, Fungi, Ascomycota, Eurotiomycetes, Eurotiales, Aspergillaceae. Bases 409 to 1242 code for a protein of 277 amino acids. The record is from RefSeq and is a predicted model, not a curated record.
CACUGAGUCACUGCAACAUUCUUCUUACAAACCCCAGUGUUCUUAUGUCCGGCUCCUGGUGGUAAUUACCCCUUAUCCAGUUUCCCCGAGUGGGCUUCUCCGAGCUUGUCGGCCCUAAGUACUUGAUUCAGCUAUGUACCUGACGAACAUCUCCGACAACCCGAGUCUGUUGAGAGUUGGGCGGAUUUAGAAACGCCUCAGUACAUUCCAGCCAUAGGAAAAGAGAGAUGCGGGAAAUAAUCCUGCCAACAAGUCGGCGUUUUGCUCGAGUAGGUAGCUUCGUCCGACGAAUUCGUAUAUAUAUAUAACAGGAGAAUCCGGCUGUGAUUCAGGCUUCAAUCAUCUAGAUUUUUCUCCAUCUUUUUUGUCUCAUACAUUAGUUAACUAUUUCUUCUGACUUACUAAAUCAUGUCUCAGCACCAACCUCAUCCUCGUCCUGGAGGCUCUCGCGAGGAUGACCGGGAGCUGAAGCUCCUCCAUUUCAUCUACGGCCAACCGAACCGAGAUGAAAUCCAAGGCAACCCCCAAAAAGUGCUCGACCUCAUGGACGAAUUCGGCAAGACAUACCACUUCAUGAACGUCGGUCCCGAGAAGGGCAAGUUCGUGACAGACAUCAUUGAAGAGCGCAAGCCCGGCACCAUGAUCGAACUCGGCUGCUACAUGGGGUACUCUGCGAUUCUCUUCGGCGACGCGGUGCGCCGGAACGGGGGUAAGCGCUACUACAGUCUCGAGCUCAACCCGGAAUACGCAGCCAUCGCCAACAUGCUGGUGGAUCUAGCGGGGCUGCGCGAUUUCGUGCGCAUCAUCGUUGGUCGGAGCGAUGUCUCGCUGCAUAAGCUGUUCACCGGCCGGGAGGUGACGCAGGUGGAAGUUCUCUUCAUCGACCACUACAAGCCUGCGUAUACCACGGACCUGAAGUUGUGCGAACAGUUGGGAAUGAUUGUGCCGAACGUGUCCGUUUUGGCGGCGGAUAAUGUGAUUUAUCCGGGGAACCCGCCUUAUCUGGAGUAUGUGCGUAGCUCGGUGGAGGAGAAGCGCAAGGCAGCCGAACGAGGCCCGACCAAGUCCUAUGAUACCAGUGGGUUCCAACGACGCACGGUGCAGUCCUUCAUGCUGGAGGAUGACAUCCCGAGUUUUGAGAUUCUCGGUAACCCGAACCUGGUUUAUGAGAGUGUUCUCCGGCAACCAGAGGGAUGUCGGGAUGCGGUCGAGGUGACUCGGUGUGUGGGGAUCCGAGAGUAAGUUAUGGAGGGGCUGCUGGAUAAGUAGACCAUGCACGAUAGUUACCUAGAGGAUGGGCAAUAAGCAAUGUGAUCAGUUAUUAAGGACCACGAAUAUGAUCCGGAUG